AUGGGUUUAUCGCUGCGACUGUUGUUUGCGAGAGUAUUCGUGCUUACACAGCUCAUCCAUGGAGCUUUGUGUUGGGGUAAAGAAGGUCACUACGCCGUUUGCAAAAUCGCCGAGGGAUACUUUGAGGAAGAAACUGUAGCUGCAGUGAAGAAACUUUUACCUGAAUCUGCUGAAGGAGAUUUAGCAUCUGUUUGUUCAUGGCCUGAUGAAAUCAAGCACCAUUGGCAAUGGCGAUGGACUAGUCCUUUGCACUAUGUUGAUACACCUGAUUACAGAUGCAACUACGAGUAUUGUCGGGAUUGCCACGAUACUCAUAAGCAUCAAGACCGGUGUGUGACAGGAGCGAUUUUCAAUUACACGAUGCAACUUAUGUCGGCUUCUAAAAACACGCGGAAUAUAGUUCACUAUAACUUGACAGAAGCUCUCAUGUUUUUAUCACAUUAUAUUGGAGAUGUCCAUCAGCCCUUGCAUGUGGGCUUUCUGGGAGAUGAAGGCGGAAACACGAUAACAGUCCGCUGGUAUCGUCGCAAAACAAAUUUACACCAUGUGUGGGAUAACAUGAUAAUUGAGUCUGCUCUUAAAACGUACUACAAUAAAAGUCUACCACUCAUGAUUCAAGCACUGCAAACCAAUCUUACGCACGGCUGGUCAAAUGAUGUUCCGGCGUGGGAGUCAUGUCAACUUAACCAAACAGCCUGUCCAAAUCCGUAUGCAUCUGAAAGCAUAAAUCUGGCCUGCAAAUAUGCUUACAGAAACGCUACCCCAGGGACUACUUUAGGAGAUGACUAUUUCCUCUCUCGGUUACCCAUUGUAGAGAAGAGACUUGCACAAGGCGGGAUUCGUUUGGCGGCAACUCUUAACCGAAUCUUUUCUUCAAAACCCAAGUUCGCUAAAGCAUGA
Arabis nemorensis is the source of this 900-nucleotide messenger RNA. The record is from the annotation of a GenBank genome assembly. Lineage: Eukaryota; Viridiplantae; Streptophyta; Magnoliopsida; Brassicales; Brassicaceae.